AUUAAAUCGGAAAAAAUUAAUGUUCAGCAUAAUAUUACAAAAACAUUAUUGUCAAGUGGUAAUUAUAUGUUAAGAAAAAGGCAACCUAGAUUAAUUAGAGAAAAAAGGGAUAUAUAUGUGACAAAGAAAACAGAUUUUAAGAUGACUUUGAGCCACUUAAUGAUGAUUAUGAUUAUGAAAUGAAAAUUAGACGUAAUUCUGCCAUACAUAUCCGUGUUUUUAGAAAAGAAGCAAUGGGUAUAUUACAAUGUAAAGCAAAAUGAAUUACAACUUAGCAGAACAAGCAAUAUUUGUACAGUUAUUUAAAAUACAUUAAGUAGAAUUAUCUUUUAAAUAAGUUCACUAUUUUUCUUAUUAUAUUGCAAUGAUUUUUUCUUUACAUGAAUUAGUACACUGGCUAGGUUUAACAAUUUUUGAAAUAUGGAUAAAUUUAGUUUCCUUAACAAUAUUCACAAUUCUAUUAGCCUUAAAAUUAGAUGAUAAUUAUUUCUUGGAACAGGCAGGAUGGUGGGUUGUUUUCUCACCAUUAUUUAUUGCAGAUGGCUUUAAUACAUACUUUUGUGCUAUCAUAUUUAUUCGUAUGCAUAUGGAAGGAAUGAUUCAAGUUGCCAUUUUAAGAGCAUUAUGGAGUUUAAUAUCAUUAUUACUAAUAUUUGUAUUUAAAUAUUUAUUAUGUAAGAAGCUUUCUGGACAAAGUGCUUUAGAGUAUUCAGAAGUAUUAAGUCCUGUUUUUAUUCUUCUACAACUAAUUGCUGUUAGAGCAUGUCAACUUCAUUGACCUAAACAAAAUGUAACAAGUAUGUAUGAAUCUAUAGUAAUAUUUACAUUUCCAUCACUUGUAAUAUAUGAUAUUGUCUAUAAUGUAUUUGCAUAUAAUGUAUAAUUAUAAGGAAUCAAAGAAUACAUGUAGUUGUAGGUACAAAUAUAACAUGAACUUUUAAAUACUAA
Molecule: messenger RNA, 948 nt
Organism: Vespula pensylvanica (western yellowjacket)
Lineage: Eukaryota; Metazoa; Arthropoda; Insecta; Hymenoptera; Vespidae
Product: transmembrane protein 203-like
Exons: 2
Coding region: 365-778 (137 amino acids)
Biological process (GO): tRNA 5'-leader removal; intracellular calcium ion homeostasis
Cellular component (GO): nucleus; ribonuclease MRP complex; nucleolar ribonuclease P complex
Molecular function (GO): nucleic acid binding
Source: RefSeq, a predicted model, not a curated record